AUGCAGCUGACCGUCUCCCACGUCGUGGCGCUCGCCGUCUCGGCCCUGUCGAUGGGCACCUCUGGCAUCUUUGCCGCGCCCGCCUCGCAGGGCAGCAAGGGCGGCAUUCCGUACGUCAACAAGCACGACACGGUGCCCGCCUCGCAGCUCUCGUCGGCCGCCGACCCCAACACGGCCAACAAGAAUGUCUCGUCGGGCUACCAGCCCCAGUCGGGCGGCUUCACAAAGAGCCCCACGUACGCCACCUUUUCGGCGUUUGACCAGGCGUCGAUUGAGCUGGCGACGCACCAGGAGUACAUCGAGCUCGACCUGUUCAACUACGGCCUGGCCAAGUUCAGCGACGCCGAGUGGGACCAGUACGGCAUCGACGCCGAGAACCGCCACCUGAUCCGCCAGAUGGCGCAGCAGGAGAUUGGCCACGCCACGGUGCUGUCCAACAUGCUGGGCAAGACGGCGCCCAAGGCGUGCACCUACAAGUACGACUUCCAGGACGUGCCCGGCUUCAUCGACUUUUGCCAGAAGCUGACAAAGUGGGGCGAGUCGGGCGUCUACGGCUUCCUCAACCUGCUCGACAACCACGCCGUCGGCCAGAUCCUGCUCCAGUCGAUCACCACCGAGGCGCGCCAGCAGUUCAUCUUCCGCCAGUUUGAGGGGCUCUUCCCGAUGCCCGAGUGGUUCGAGACGGGCAUCCCGCAGAGCUGGGCCUGGACGCUGCUGCAAAAGUGGAUCGUGUCGUGCCCCGACGACAACGUGCCCAUCGCCUGGGAAAUCUACCCGGAGCUGCGCAUCGACAACAACCCGGACGCCAUCGCCGCCGGACAGGCCGCCGGGGGCGCCAGCAUCUCGAACAACGUCACCGCCCUGAGCUACGAGGGCAAGGAGGUGCUCUUUUCGUGGGACUCUCCCGGCAAGACCGAGGGCCCCUACAAGCAGAAGACGGUGACCCACACUUCGGGCUACCCCAAGUACGCCGCCUUUGUCUCGCAGUAUAACGUCACCUACUCGCCCCUGUACGACAUUGACAGCGACAAGCGCACCGCCAAGGCGCGCCAGCCGGGUGGACAGGUGCUCAGCGUCGGCCCGGAGAUUAUCAACAGCACGUCGUUCAUUGCCCUGACCGACUCGCAGACGCACUACACGCCUGCCAACCUGUCGCUCAUCAACCAGCACGUCGUCGCUGGCCCUGCCGUCUACCAGUCGGGCUAA
Pseudozyma flocculosa PF-1 is the source of this 1206-nucleotide messenger RNA. RefSeq lists its product as uncharacterized. The transcript is spliced from 3 exons. The record is from RefSeq and is a predicted model, not a curated record. Bases 1 to 1206 code for a protein of 401 amino acids. Lineage: Eukaryota; Fungi; Basidiomycota; Ustilaginomycetes; Ustilaginales; Ustilaginaceae.